AUGGUCGACUCGAUUGCACAACAGACUGCGCUCAAAUCGCCUCCAUCGUCAGACAAGGGUGAUCUCGAUGACGCGGUCAAUGUCACCUCGCCUUACCACAUCUCCUCUACCCCUUACCAGGGUGAGAAUGCCAAAGCUGCAGCUCUCGCAGCCUCCGCUUCGGACAUCACCCCCCUCGAACGAAAGAAAGUGCUCCGCAAGAUCGACACCAUCCUCAUGCCGCUCAUGUGUGUUGCCGUCUUGCUUCAAUUUCUCGACAAGACUUCGCUCAACUACGCCUCGCUCCUAGGUAUCAAAAAAGAUACAAACCUCAAGGGUCAAGAAUACUCGUGGUUGGGAUCCUUCUUCUACGUUGGCUACCUGAUCGCUUCGCCUGUUCACGGUUUCUUUUUGCAAAAAGUCAACCUCACGCGCUACGUAGCAGCUUGCAUCGCGCUCUGGGCCAUCUCACUUGGCUCGCAUGCGGCAUGCAAAACCUAUGGCCAACUGUUGGCGGUUCGCUUCCUCCUCGGUUGGUUCGAAGCCGCUUUGACUCCGUCGUUCAUCUUGCUCACCGGACGCUUCUACACAAAGCAGGAACAGGUGACACGAACCUCGAUCUGGUUUGCCAAUAACGGUUGGGCUCAGAUCCUCGGAGGUGGUAUCUCGUAUGCUCUGCAGGUGCAAAAGCCUUCGCACCUCAAGGUGUGGCAGCAAAUGUUUCUAAUCCUGGGAGGCAUUGCGUUCAUCUUUGGCAUCAUAGUACUUCUCUUCAUGCCUGAUUCGCCAGCAACCAUCCGGUACCUCAACGAACGCGAACGUCAGGUUGCAGUGCACCGUAUCAAGGAAAACAAGUCGGGUAUUCACGACACAAAGUGGAAGUGGGAGCAGUUCUGGGAGGCAAUCCGCGACCCGAGGCUCUACAUGUUCUUCCUCGCCGUCUGCAGUGCCAACAUUGCCAACGGAGGUGUGUCGAAUUUCUCGAGCGCCAUCAUCUCGGCUUUUCACUACGACAACAAGACGACCGCGCUUCUCGGUAUGGCUCCUGGUGCCAUGGAAGUGGUCGCUGUUUACUUUGGCGCUUGGCUCUCUUACAAGACGCGCACGCGUGUGAUUCCAGGCGUACUCAUGUUCGCUUUCGCCAUCGUAGGUGGCUGCAUGAUGAUCGCCGUCCCUGCUGCUCACAAGGCUGUUCGCUUCACCGGAUUCGUCAUCGUCUACUGCUACCCGGUCGCCAGUCCUUUCUUGUACAGUUGGCUCAGUGGUAGUGUUUCCGGAACCACAAAGAGAAUCGUCUUCAAUGCAUGGCUUCAAGUCGGAUACUCGGUCGGUAACCUCAUCGGACCUCAAACGUACCGCGCCAAAGAUGCGCCCAACUAUGUGCCCGCGAAAAUCACUCUCGUAGCCAUGUUCGGCUUUGCAUCUCUUUGCUUGAUCGCCAUCGGCUCAACCCAUUAUCUGUGGAACAAGCAAAAUGGCACACUCGACGACAGUCCCGAGGGCGCAAAGGUCAUCGAAGAUCACGAAGACCUAACCGAUUUGACCGAUAAGCAGCGUUCAAAUUUCAGAUACCCUUACUAG
Messenger RNA from Mycosarcoma maydis (corn smut), 1560 nucleotides. RefSeq names its product putative allantoate and ureidosuccinate permease. The coding region runs from base 1 to 1560 and encodes 519 amino acids. Gene Ontology annotation, biological process: transmembrane transport. The record is from RefSeq and is a predicted model, not a curated record. Lineage: Eukaryota; Fungi; Basidiomycota; Ustilaginomycetes; Ustilaginales. Gene Ontology annotation, cellular component: membrane. The transcript has a single exon. Gene Ontology annotation, molecular function: transmembrane transporter activity.